AUGAAGAUAUUGUCGUUCAACUCUUUUGUCGGCUGGUGUGCUGCAGUGUGUUUCAACUCUUUGGAACAGAGUACGGCAACUACUGGUGAAGCAUCGAAGGACAUUGAGGAAACCAUUCUCAAUCAUGUUCGAAAGGCACGAGCCAAAAAGAACAAAGAAUUAUCAGUAAAAUUGGCCAAACUGAGACCAGUUCGCUCAGAUCACUCGUCGGGCGACCUUGUCCACAACCUUUCUUCUAAAUCCCUCACCAGCACACAACUUGCAGUCCUGGGACGUGGAGCCACUUUCAACACAGCAGACGCUGCACCCCCAGAGUUCAUUGCCGCUUUUGAAUCUGUUCUUCAGCUAACACAAACGUCAGAAGAGACGAAGGAAUUGAUCCGUCACAAAACCUCCUCUUUGUUAAUGCAACAUAAGAAGAGCGAAACUCUUAGUAAGGAAGAACAGCAAGCAUUAAAAAGCCUAAAAGCGGAUAAAGACAUAAUCAUCCUGCCGGCUGACAAAGGCCGUUCCACAGUAGUGCUUGACAAAUCCGAUUACCAGAAGAAAGCUUUGAGCCUACUCGACGACACACAGUCCUAUAAACUUUGUCCAGCCAGUGAGAUGAAAAAUCUGCUUACUCAAAUAAACAAAAGCCUGGCAAAACUCAGAGCGAAUGGAGCAAUCACAGCUAAAGAUUGGUUUCUUAUGAAACCCUCUGACUCUGCCGCCGCGCGGUUUUAUGGUCUUCCGAAGGUACACAAAGCUAACAUACCUCUUAGACCCAUCGUCUCCCUACGUGGUACUCCUACAUACGGUUUGGCAAAAUGGAUGUUUGCUCGUCUUAAGUUCCUGGCAGAAGGAUCGCCAACAACAGUCGUCUCUGCUAAUCAGUUCCUUGAACGUUUAAAACAUCUGAAACUAGAGCCAGAUGAAUCCAUGGUAUCGUUUGAUGUCGUUUCACUCUUUACCUCCAUUCCACAACAACUAGCGAUUGACGUUGUGAGACAACUCCUGGCUGACCGCUACAACGAGAGAGACAAUCCCCUGAAGACUGAACAUCUCGUGGAGCUCUUACGCUAUUGCCUAAAAACAUAUUUCACCUUUGGUGGACAAAUGUAUGAACAAAUCAAAGNGUCGCGAUGUUGA
This is a messenger RNA of Spirometra erinaceieuropaei, 1128 nucleotides long. Lineage: Eukaryota; Metazoa; Platyhelminthes; Cestoda; Diphyllobothriidea; Diphyllobothriidae. The record is from the annotation of a GenBank genome assembly.